This is a messenger RNA of Naegleria gruberi, 957 nucleotides long. RefSeq lists its product as uncharacterized. Bases 1 to 957 code for a protein of 318 amino acids. The record is from RefSeq and is a predicted model, not a curated record. The transcript has 2 exons. Lineage: Eukaryota; Heterolobosea; Eutetramitea; Acrasida; Naegleriidae.
AUGUCAUUCUUUAGAAGUAUUUUCAGGAGUGUUAGUCACCAAAAUUCAUUGGCUGGAGCCUAUGAUGAGGAACCAACAGUAACAGUGUCCGGUAAUGUUCAUGUUCAACCAAGUGUCACAGUGUCAGGAAAUGUUCAUACCACUGUUCAACCAACAAUGACAGUGUCUGCCUCAACCAAUAAUGGAUAUUCUACAGUGAGUACUCAACCAAGUGUUGGAUUGAGUGUAGGAGUUAGUGCACAACCAACUGUACAUGUUCAGCCAACUGUAGGAAUGACUGUUUCUAAUGGAUAUUCUACAAUGAAUGCUCAACCAACUAUUGGAAUGACAAUGAAUACCACAACUUAUGAAUCAAAUUAUAAUACUGUCACUAUGCAACCUACCGUUGACAUGUCAAUUGGUGUGCAACCAACUGUUGGAGUAAAUAUGAAUAUGGGUAUGCCAGGAGUUGGAAUUGGUUUCAACAUGGGAAUGCCAAAUAUGACUGUUUCUACACAUACCACUUCCACAUCAACAUAUACACCUCCUCCACAAAAUAAUUAUACACCUCCACCUGUCACUAAUUAUUCAUCUGGUGGUUUGGCUCAAAAAAUUAUUGCAGCUUGUAAGAAUUCAACUUUCGAUUCAGAUAAGGUCAAGGCAGUUGUUUCGUAUUCAUCUGCCGAAUGUAGUCCAAUUAUGGCCAUGGAUUUAGUGACAAUUCUUAAAUUAUUUGAUUUUGCCAAUGAUCAAGUCAAGGUAAUUAACCAAUUGAAGUCAACAAAUAAUAUUGCACAAAUGUCAUGUAAUGACGCUGUUUCAAUUUUGAACGUUUUGGAUAUGGACAAUGAUAAGAUUAAGGUUUUGGAUGUUAUUUGUUCUCAAAUUUAUGAUAGAAGACAAUCUGCUGAAACAAUUGUUGGAACAUUUUCCUUCUCUAAUGAUCAAGAUAAGGCAAGAAAAAUGUUACUCAGAUAA